AUGGAUAUCGUAACACUUCAAAUAAUCACAGCUUAUAUUUCACAUUAUACUCCAUAUAUUAUAUUAGUUUUAGGAAAUAUUGGAUGUAUAUGUAAUUUUCUAACAUUUACAGCAAAACAAUUACGUCAAAAUUCAUGUGGAUGGUAUUUCUUAAUGUCUGCUUUAUCUGAUUUUAUAUUUAUCAAUUUUGGUAUAUUUACAAAACUAUCAAGUGAACAAUAUGGUAGUACAUUACAAGAUACAAGUCUUGCUUGGUGUAAGAUACGUACAUAUUUUACAUGGGUAUUACCAUGUUUUGCAACAGGUUAUCUAGUUCUGGCUUCACUUGAUCGAUGUUUAUCAACAUCGACAAAUGCACGACUUCGUUCAUUUAGCCAUAUUAAAAUAGCACAUCGAAUGACAUGUAUACCUAUUAUUUUAUAUAGUCUUACAACUUCACAUCAGUUUAUAUAUUUUGUUCUUCAACCAGAAUGUACUCCACUACCAGGUACAUAUUCUUAUUUUUUAUCAAUGUAUAGUAUUAUUUGGACAAGUUUAAUUCCACAAAGUGCAAUACUCAUAUUUGGAUUUGUAACAUAUUUAAAUAUUAGAAAAAGUCAUCAACGUCUUAUUCAAUCAUCUAAGCAUUCUAUACAUCAACAACAACGUAACCGAACUGAUAUACAAAUGAUUAAAAUUACAUUAGUACAAGUUAUAUGUAGUUCAAUUUUACUCAAUAUCCGCACGGCCUAUUAUUCUUACACAGUACUUUCGACAAAUAUUACAAAAGAUAAUUAUCGUUAUGAAGUCGAAUCAUUAUCAUUACAAAUCUCAAGUUAUAUAUUUUAUUUUAAUUUCUGCAAAAGUUUUUUUAUUAAUACACUAACAAGUAAAUUGUUUCGUAGAAUUUUGAAAGAACGUUUAUUUCUAAUAUGGCGACGAAUAACAUGGUGGAAAAUUCGAGUAGCGCCAAAUUUUUCCAAACAGAUGAAUCAAACAAAAUUAGGAACAAUUAAUAAGGUUCAACAAAAUAUUAAAUUAUAA
Molecule: messenger RNA, 1023 nt
Organism: Adineta steineri
Lineage: Eukaryota; Metazoa; Rotifera; Eurotatoria; Adinetida; Adinetidae
Source: the annotation of a GenBank genome assembly